AUGGCGACUACCCAGUUUGCCUUCCGUACGCCUAAGAGUAUUGGCAUGGUCAACGGUGAACCAUCCUACGAACCUGUGCCUGGCUUUGAUAGACCCGAAGGCAACCUUCGCUGCUGCUCUUAUUCUCCCUGCGGCCGAUACUUCGCUUGGGCAUCUCCCGAACAGGUGAAGAUUGUGGACGCUGACUCAGGAUCAAUUAUCUCUACCCUCCCUGCGGAGAACGUCUACGAACUUGGCUUCUCCCCCUUGGGCACUUACAUCAUCACGUGGCAGCGUCCUUCCAAAGACGAGAAUGGCGACGCUGUGAAGAAUCUCAAGGUCUGGCUUGUGAUCGACGACAAAGCUAUCGCCGAAGGCGUCGAGAAAGAGACGGUCGGCAAGUUUGUACAGAAAUCCCAAACAGGCUGGAAUUUGCAGUACACUUUCGACGAGAAGUUCUGUGCAAGGGUCGUCACAAACGAGGUGCAGAUUUAUGAGAGCCAGAACUUGACCCAGGUGUGGAAUAAGCUGCGCGUUGAGGGUGUGGCGGACUUUGCCGUGUCCCCUGGCAAGAACCACUCGAUCGCUGUCUUCAUUCCCGAACGAAAGGGCCAGCCAGCUGCCGUGCGAGUCUAUAAUGUCCCAGAGUUCACCAUCCCCGUCUCUCAGAAGAACUUUUUCAAGGGAGACAAGGUGCAGCUGAAGUGGAACGACCAUGGGACCUCGUUGAUCGUCUUGGCUCAGACUGAAGUGGACAAAACGGGCAAGAGUUACUAUGGAGAGACCACUUUGUAUCUCCUGAGCGCUAACGGCGGCUUUGAUUCGCGGAUCGACCUCGACAAGGAAGGGCCAAUCCAUGAUGUGUCUUGGUCGCCAAAGUCCAACAGCUUUGCAGUGGUCUAUGGAUACAUGCCAGCGAAGACUGUCAUUUUCAAUAAUCGAGCGCAGGUCGUCCAUACUUUCGCCCUUGGGCCACGCAACACGGUCUUGUUUUCGCCCCACGGUCGCUAUGUCCUCGUUGCAGGUUUCGGCAACCUUGCGGGCCAGAUGGACAUCUACGACCUGGAGAAGGACUUCACCAAGAUUUGUACGAUCGAAGCGAGCAACGCCAGUGUUUGUGAAUGGUCGCCCGAUGGUCGCCACAUUCUCACUGCCACCACUUCUCCUCGUUUGCGCGUCGACAAUGGUGUGAGGAUUUGGUAUGCUGGUGGACCGUUGAUGUAUAACGAGGACUUCUCGGAGCUGUAUCAUGUCUGCUGGCGCCCUCAGCCUACAUCGGCACACCCCAUGCCGUCCAAUGCACUGUCCACGGUACCCACCCCUCACAUCAGCGCCACCCAGUACCUAGGCACCAAGAAGACGCCCAGUAAGCCUGUUGGCGCGUAUCGCCCACCCGGCGCCCGAGGUCAGGUCACACCUCUCUCAUUCAAGCGUGAAGAUGAGGGUGGUGCGGUCUUUGUCAGAGAUGACCCAUCUUCGUUCUCUAACCACGUCAAUGGCUUUGGCAAAUCACGGCAACGAACCGUACCUGGAGCAGAACCCACGGAUGAACGUCAACCACUUCCUCCUGGUGCUGCUCCUGGUGGUGGGGUUAGCUUGACUGGCACUGGCGAGGGCGCUGAUAGCGACAUGUCGAAAGCAGCGAAGAAAAAUGCGAAGAAGCGUGAGGCCAAAAAAGCAGCUGCGGCCGCGGCGAAGGAGCAGGCUCUUAGCAGUGCCCUCGCACCUGAAGGACAGGGCAAUCGCAACCGCAACGGUAGCAGAUCACGCAGUGGCAGCAAUGCCCGUGGCGACGGAGCUGGUGGUCAAGGCGGCCACCAACGCAGCCGCAGUAAGGGCUACGUGCCUGCUCCUGGCCUAGAUGGUAAAAAGGACAGGAGCCGCAGCAACUCGCGUCGUCAGAGAGGCGAAUCGCAGGUUAAUGGCCUACCUCAUCGCCCCAAUCCAAACAACAACCAGAAGAAGUCGCCUCUGCCCCCUGCUAUCGACACGAAGCCUCCUCCACCACCUGUUCCGCAAGGUGAUGCACCGGAGAUUGACAUCACCCUGCCGACGCCAACCACUCCUGGGGGCGCUUCGAACACAGAGAAGAAGGUCAGAGGGUUGCUCAAGAAGAUCCGCGCCAUUGACGAUCUAAAGAUGAGACUGGCGGCGGGCGAAAAGCUUGAGGAUACGCAGAUGCGGAAGAUUCAUAGUGAAGAAUCAGUGCGAUCGGAGCUUAAAGCAUUGGGAAGCGCUGGAUAG
This is a messenger RNA of Cyphellophora europaea CBS 101466, 2223 nucleotides long. RefSeq lists its product as uncharacterized. Gene Ontology annotation, cellular component: cytosolic small ribosomal subunit. Lineage: Eukaryota; Fungi; Ascomycota; Eurotiomycetes; Chaetothyriales; Cyphellophoraceae. Gene Ontology annotation, molecular function: ribosome binding; translation initiation factor activity; protein binding. Bases 1 to 2223 code for a protein of 740 amino acids. The transcript has 5 exons. The record is from RefSeq and is a predicted model, not a curated record. Gene Ontology annotation, biological process: translational initiation.